AUGAAAAUAUCCAUUGAAAAAACCAAAUGUAUGACGAUCGCCAAAGAACCGAUUCGAUGUAAACUAUCGAGUGAAGAUCAGUCAAUUGAGCAGGUUAUGAGCUUCAAAUACCUUGGAGUCGAAAUUACGAGCCAUCGAGAUAACAACAAGGAGACACAGGUUCAAACAGCAAAGGCCUCUGCAAUAUCGGGCUACCUUCGCGAUGUCAUAUGGAAAAAUAAAUAUAUGCUAAUUGAAAAUAAGGUGCGUGUUUACAAAACUUGCGUGAGCCCCAUAAUGACAUAUGCAGCUGAAACAAGAGCAGACACGUCAUCGACCAAACAAAGAUUGCGAGCCACAGAAAUGCAAACUCUUAGGCAGAUCUGUGGAUACACUUUGCUUGACAAAAAAAGAAGUGCAGAUGUAAGAGAAGAAUGCAAAAUUCAAGAUAUUGUUCGAUGGACUAGAUGCAGACGGCGCUACUGGAGGGACCAUGUGAACCGCAUGAGCGAGAACCGACUACCCAAAAUAGCCAUGACCAACAAGCCCAACACCAAAAGACCCCCAGGCAGACCUCCUAAAAGGUGGCAUGAGUGCUGGACCUUUACAUCCCACGAUCAUGAAAAUCCAUAA
Messenger RNA from Condylostylus longicornis, 612 nucleotides. RefSeq lists its product as uncharacterized. The transcript has a single exon. The record is from RefSeq and is a predicted model, not a curated record. NCBI's taxonomy places the organism in Eukaryota, Metazoa, Arthropoda, Insecta, Diptera, Dolichopodidae. Bases 1 to 612 code for a protein of 203 amino acids.